AUGCCCAUGGAACGACCGCCGCCCAGGAGCGGUAGCAGUGCGGUGGGGACCGGUGGGUAUGGCGUGGGCAGGAGUAGCGGCUUGGGAGGGGGCGGUGGUGCUGGUGCUGGGGGGAUGAUGGCUAGCCGGUUUGCUUUCCAGGGAAAUGCUGGUUCUUCCAGCAGUGGUAACAGUGCUGCUACGUCUGAUGGUGCAGGUGCAGGCGGCACUACUGCUGCCUUUCGUGCUGGCACAGACACUUCUAUGGGUGGGAGCAUGGGAGGUGGCAUUGCAGCAGCACGAACAGCAGGAGUCGCAGCAGGAGGGGCAGCAGCUGGGGUAGCAGCAGGGACAGCGGGCAGCGGGUCAGGGGCAGGGGAGCUACUGGAUUCCAAUGUGGCUGAUCUGGUGGCCGCAUGGCUGUCAGAAGAGAGUCCCAGCGGUGUGGAUGGGGGCGGUGCAGGAGGCGCACAGCAAGGGAGUGUGGGGGGAGCGCAGGGGAUGGGAGGGGUGGUGGGUGGGGUUGCGAUUGGGGGUGAGAUGGUACAACCGGGGGAGAAUUCACGGCCAAGUUUGGCGCAGUUGCAGCAAGCAAUUGGGGAGCAGCUCAAGGGGACUGGGCCUGAGUCUUUGUUCCCCUCGCCUGGGAUUUUCCCUGACUCGUCCGGACAUCACUUUGGUAGAAGUGUUUCACGGCGUUAUGAGCCGUACACGAAGGAGACUGUCACGAAGGAAGAUGCGACGGACAGCUUUAUGACUUUGUAUGCAGCGAUUACAGUAGAGGUGGAGGAGGUGAUCGAGAAAUCAAAUGCAGCUGUUAUUGAGAGAAACCUGGCCAAGGUUGCGGUCCUCAAUGCUGAGAUCAGGCGAGCUAAAGACAUUCUGCAGAAGGAAAUUCAACGACUCGAGAAGCUCGCGCAUCGGAAGGUCAAAGGAGUUUCCCCUGACGAGGCUGCGAAGAGGCCAGACAUCGUCAGAACGCUCUUGGAAAAGGUUCUGGCGAUUCCUGAUGGCAUUGCGAGAGGAGGUGGGAGGACCAUCGCAUCUGCACGGGGUGUUUCAGACGUCCAGAUCGACGCUCUCGAAAUGGGCGACUCUGGACCAACAGGGGAUCAUUUUGUCUCAACGGCUGAGUCCAGGGCAUUUAGAAGUGAAUAUACCCGCCGAGUCCAGAAGCAGGAUGUCGAGCUGGAGUACAUCUCUAGCGGUCUUGAGAAACUGAGGCAUCUUGCCCAAGACAUGAAUGAAGAAAUGGAUCGUCAAGAACCAAUGCUAGAAGCAGUAGAGAACAAGGUCAACUCGACAACACAAACGCUGAGGAACAAUAAUAAGAGGUUGAAGGAGAUUCUGACAGAGGUUCGGUCACCACGGAAGUUCUGCAUUGACCUUAUUCUUAUCCUUGUGCUUCUUGGAAUUGGAGCGUACCUCUAUAGUGCUCUCAAGUGA
This is a messenger RNA of Closterium sp. Yama58-4, 1425 nucleotides long. NCBI's taxonomy places the organism in Eukaryota, Viridiplantae, Streptophyta, Zygnematophyceae, Desmidiales, Closteriaceae. The record is from the annotation of a GenBank genome assembly.